UGUCGACAUAGUUUGCGUUUGUGAAGCGGUAUAUAUAUCCGCACGCGCACACAUAUCUGGGCGGAGGGAACGAGUCGGGAGCACAUGCGUACAGCCUAUAGACACCGGACUCCGAAGAAAGAGACGAUGAGUCAAGAUCACCACAAGAUGCUCGGCAACGGCAGUGGUAUGUCGAGAACAACCGUACGACACCAAGAGCCGACGAUUUAUUCCGACGUGUACGUGUCACUCGAGGAAGUGUACAACGGUUGCACCAAGAAAAUUACGAUCACGAGGAUGGUGACGGGUCCGGACGGUCACACGCCGAUGCCGGAAGCCAAGGUGUUCGAGGUCGUGGUGAAGCCCGGCUGGAAGGAAGGCACCAAGGUCAGGUUCCACCGCGAAGGAGACCGGCUUCCCAACAGCAUCCCCGCCGACGUCGUGUUCGUCAUACGUGACAAGCCGCACCCACAGUUCAAGAGGGAUGGAGCGGAUGUCCGCUACGUCGCAAAGAUCACUUUCAAAGAGGCUCUGCGCGGGACAACGCUGGAACUGCCCACAAUCACUCACGGCACGAUAUCUGUGCCGCUGACAGACAUCGUCAAGCCCACCACCGUCACACGCAUCCGGGGACAGGGCCUGCGCCGACCUGAGGACACCAGGACGCGCGGCGACAUGAUCCUAAGUUUCGACAUCCAGUAUCCUAGCCAGAUGACGGACGCUGCUCUGAAGAUACUCUGGGACACGAUGGAUCCCCUCAUCUGAGAAAUGUCGAUGCGGGGAGAACUUCCUGUGUAAUUUGACUCGUCCGUUGAGAUUUUUAGCGGAUGUAGACAUUCAAGUCUCUUAAAUCAGCCACAACACGUUUUAAAGUGAACACGUUUGUGUAGGACGACAACGUUUGUGAUAUUUUAUGCUCGUGUGCCACUUAUGGAAAGCAAAUCUGAGCGAGUGAGUGUGUGAAUAACCUUUAUUUCGGAGACCAAGCUGUUGAUGCUCGAAGGUGUGCGGCCACCCUAUUCCAGGUAGCCUUGGCCCUGUGCUGAUAUAGCAUGGCCCCGUUCACUUUUCGUCGUCUCGCCUCGUCACGGUAAUGACUUAUUCUCGAGGGGGUAACAUGUACAGUCCUCGCCGUCAAGGCCAAUGCGCAACGGAAAAAAAAAUGUUUUUUGUUUCUUGCGAGCCAUCUUAAUGCCAGUUGCGCGACGAUUCUUACGGGCUGCCAAGUGAGGCGUGGCCCUGUGACAUUGACAGAGGUCGCGCACGUCACCGUCGCGUCUGAUAGAUUGGUGAAGGUCUACGCGCAAGACGUAGGUAGAUAUAGUGCGUGUAAUGCGCCGCGAACACAAGGUCCUCCUCAAUGUGCCGUAUGAGCAUGUAUACAUGUCGCCGUCAGACUUAACACGAACACUCAAGGCACGCUUCCAGCCAUCUUAAGCGCGAAACACACGUUUGUGAAAACGCCAUCUGUCUUGUGAGUACUGUAAACGUACUCACAAGACAUCCAACACUUUUCCAACUGAGGAAAGUAGUCUCU
This is a messenger RNA of Dermacentor albipictus, 1516 nucleotides long. Lineage: Eukaryota; Metazoa; Arthropoda; Arachnida; Ixodida; Ixodidae. The record is from RefSeq and is a predicted model, not a curated record.